Molecule: messenger RNA, 955 nt
Organism: Galleria mellonella (greater wax moth)
Lineage: Eukaryota; Metazoa; Arthropoda; Insecta; Lepidoptera; Pyralidae
Gene: ND-30
Product: NADH dehydrogenase [ubiquinone] iron-sulfur protein 3, mitochondrial
Exons: 1
Coding region: 111-908 (265 amino acids)
Molecular function (GO): NADH dehydrogenase (ubiquinone) activity
Source: RefSeq, a predicted model, not a curated record
AAUCUGUGCAGAAAAUUUGAUAUAUCAAGAUAUAUUCCAUGUAAUUGUCAAUUUGUGUUUUGUAGUUCAAUUUUCGCAAAUUACGUAAGGAAAUAUAUAUUUUCAAUACGAUGUCCUUUUUCUUGAAGCGCACCGCUGGUGCGGCGAGCAAUAUGGGUCGAAUUGUUUUAAAUAACGCUAGGACCCCUAUGUUUCAACGUAUAGCAAACAAAACUGAUCAGGCGACACCACAAGUUGAAACUCGCCCUACUGUGGCUAAAUUAGACCCCUUGCAAAAAGCUCAACUAAUUGACUUUGGGAAAUAUGUAGCCGAAUGUUUACCUAAAUAUGUCCAGAAAGUACAAAUUACAGCUGGAAACGAGCUAGAAGUGCUCAUUCCUCCUGAUGGUGUGAUUCCAGUUCUGCAAUUCCUGAAAGACCACCACAGCGCACAGUUCGCAAAUCUCGUUGAUAUUGCGGGGAUGGAUGUACCUUCUAGGCCAAACAGGUUUGAAAUCAUAUACAACCUACUAUCUUUACGAUACAAUGCUCGGAUCAGAGUCAAAACAUACACUGAUGAAUUGACUCCAGUGGACUCUGCAUGUGACGUCUUCAAAGCGGCUAAUUGGUAUGAGAGAGAAAUUUGGGAUAUGUUUGGUGUAUUCUUUGCUAAUCAUCCUGAUUUGAGGAGAAUUUUGACAGAUUAUGGAUUUGAGGGCCAUCCAUUUAGAAAGGACUUCCCAUUGAGUGGUUAUGUGGAAGUGCGUUAUGAUGACGAACAAAAACGUGUAGUGGUGGAACCUCUAGAACUGGCCCAGGAGUUUAGGCGCUUUGAGCUGAGUGCUCCUUGGGAGCAGUUCCCUAGUUUCAGGAGCAAUCCUGCUACAGAGGAGGUCACCAACCCUGGCGAAGAGAAACCCAAGCAAUAAGUUAUUAAAUAUCUAAUAAAGAUUAAAUUAAGUAGAUACCAUGAAAA